AUGUUAACUGAACAACGACUUCAAAGCGAUUCUUAUAAUUUUCCCGGUGGCGUCAUUUUAUUUAUCGAAGAACUAAUCAAAAAAUUCAAAAGUCAAGUACCAAUGUUGGGGUAUAGAAACCUCUAUGGAAAAAAUGAAUAUAACGGAAAUUCAGCCCAUUCCAAAUUAAAUGAUAUCGAAUUACUUCGAAGAUUAUUCAGAGGAAUAGCCGAGGACAAUAAUUUCACAUUUAAGGCCAUCGCUGACGAAUUAAAGUCAACAAACCAUUCUAUCAGUGAAACCACAGUAGAGAAAUUUUAUCGUAAUAAAUCCGACCUUACUCUGGAUAAUAAAUUAGCUGUGCAGAAGUGGAUAGGAAAAUUUAUAGACGAAUGGAAAAAGGAUGAUCAAAAACAACAAUUAAAAAGAUUUGGAACUAUUAAAGUCAUACUUAAAAGAUUAGUAGAUGUUGAAAAUGCCAAAUCACAUUUGGCUAUAAGUAAUAAACAGGCAGAAAAAAUUGUUCGAUGUUAUGGUUUAACACUAAAUCCACCAAAUGGAAAUUAUAUGCUUAUGAUGAUGAAAAUGGAAAUAGACUUAUAG
Molecule: messenger RNA, 582 nt
Organism: Rhizophagus irregularis DAOM 181602=DAOM 197198
Lineage: Eukaryota; Fungi; Glomeromycota; Glomeromycetes; Glomerales; Glomeraceae
Source: RefSeq, a predicted model, not a curated record